Messenger RNA from Portunus trituberculatus (swimming crab), 4140 nucleotides. Its product is annotated as chromatin-remodeling ATPase INO80-like. The record is from RefSeq and is a predicted model, not a curated record. NCBI's taxonomy places the organism in Eukaryota, Metazoa, Arthropoda, Malacostraca, Decapoda, Portunidae. The annotation marks the transcript as partial. Gene Ontology annotation, cellular component: extracellular matrix. The transcript is spliced from 2 exons.
CACCCUCCCCCGCUAGUGCUGGUGCUGCUGGUGCUGGCCGUGGGCGGACCCUCACCCUCCCCAGCCCAUGCUCUGCCAGAUUCUCCCGCCCAUCCAGAUAACCCGCGCCCCUACGCCUUCGCCUACGCCGUUGACGCCCCGGAACACAAGAACUUCCAAGACCGGGAGGAGGCGCGUCUUGGGCAGGAGACGCGCGGCCGCUUCCGUGUGGCGCUCCCGGACAACAGGCUGCAGACUGUGACGUACCGGGCGGGCACCAACGGCUAUACCGCCAGCAUCUCCUAUGACCAACACCCGAACUUUGAGUCUCUGAGGCAGUCCGUGGGGCCAAUCCGCGCCGGUCCGGAGAUCGGCCAGUCAGUGCUGGACGGCAUCAGGCGCGGCGAAAACUGGAAUGAUCACAAGGGCGUCAAGGAGGACGAUCGGCCGCAGCUCUCCUCCUCUCUCUCCUCCCACGGGUCAACCUCCAAUCUCGUCAACCCAACGCCCACACGGACGCGUCUCACCCCGACACGUACCAACCCCACGCCCUCACGGACACGGACACGAGUGACGCCUACACGUACUCGCGUCACGCCCACACGUACGCAGACCACCGCCGUGCAUUCCACCAGAGGAUCCACAAGCCGACGCCGCCAACGUCCCCGGGUAAGGCGUCCCAGUACUGUGCAACCCACGCCCAGGGUCACUGCAGCCUCGUCACCUCCGGCAGUCACAGGAGCACGCCGUACCUCCCCACGCCCAUCUGCCCGUCCGUCCGCCCGCCCGUCCUCCCGCCCGUCGCCAUCCCCGUCCCCGACCCCCACCGAGGAGCCCGAGUCCUCUGAGGUGAAUUCCGAGGACUCCGUCAUCCUGAACCGCCUGAUUAACGUGAUCCAGGAGAAGCUGGCGGCGGACAAGGGCGAGGAGGACACCUCGGGGCCGCCUCACGCCAAGAAGUACGCCAUCAAGGACAGGGAGAGUGUGCGGAAGAGGCUGGAGGCAAUUGUGCAUAAGUAUUAGAGUGUGUGUGAAGCAUCGCCGCUUUCCCUUCCCUUUCCCUGCUCUCCCCGCCCUCCACGCCCGUCACGCCCACACUUGAUCCUCACCGACUCACCCUUCCUUCACUUCGUUGUUUGCUGGUUUUACAGUAUCCAAUAACUACAGAUUGUUUUGCAAUAUUUAAUGACCUCAUCUUUCCAUUGAAGUUUUAUGGUUCUAAUUUAUUCUUAUCAUCAGUUACAAAUACUACAAUAUUUAUUGCCUAAACACUCACAGCAAUAAACGUUCAAAUAUACUACAACUCUUCACGCUUAUAGUGACAAACGUACACUUAAUAACACUUCGCCUCUGUUUGUUAUGUCUUUAUUUAUAUCAUGGCUGGACCGACGGUUGGGUUAUGUCUGGUGUGGGCUACUGUCUAAACACACUCAAGGCGCUAUAUGGCUCCGGUGUGGCGCCUUAAACCAGUCAGUCAACCAUUCCUCUCUAUCACGUGAGAAAACAAAACUGGCGAGGAUCUGGAGUGUGACAGGUGAACAGGUGACAUGGUCCCUUCGCCUGUUGCUCCUGGCUUGGGACUGACGGGCUGGCUUUCCUCAUCACCACGCGGCCAAGACACACAAACCCUGAUGCUGUAGUGGCGGGCAGGCGUGACAGGAACUGGACGGGGUAAUUUAGUCCAUCUUGUGCACGCCUAACUAAUGAGAUAAUAAUGUAUAAAGUAAACGUUCAACCUUCCCUGAUCUAUAAACAGGACACUUCACCACUCUUCACCAGCCUUUGGUACCCCAGCAAUUCCUUCCUCUUUCCCGUAUGCGCUGUGUGGCCACCUGAGUGUUACCGCGUAGGAAUAUAUCAGUGACUCGACUCUUCUCUGUAUAAAGUUUGCCUUGACUUGACUUCGUGUGUGUGUGUGUGUGUGUGUGUGUGUGUGUGUGUGUGUGUGUGUGUGUGUGUGUGUGUGUGAUGGUGUAGCCUUUGAUGUAUAGUAUGAAGUGUCAGUGGAAGUACACCUGCCAAAACCGUGUGGUCAUAUGUGUAAAUAGACAGUUGUGUGGAUUUGCAGGUGUGUAGCCGGGGAGGGUGUCUGAGUUGGCAGAUAUGGUAGGCAGGUGUGUCGGUGGCCAGCUACACAUAUAGGUAGGUGUGUAGCAAGAACAGAUGUGCGAGUAGGCAGAUGAAUAGAUGGACAAAUGUGUGAUGGACGAAACAGGUGUGUGUGUGUGUGUGUGUGUGUGUGUGUGUGUGUGUAUGCGUGCACAUGUGCGUGGCUCAGACAGGUGAACGGACUUUCGUGACUCAUUUGAAGCACGACCCUGGAUUGGACAUGCACGAGGCGGCCGGAUCAUAAACUGGAUUUGAAACCGGAAAUGUAUCAAGGGCUGGAGGCGGCUAGGGAGGGCUGGAGGCAGAGUGAGGGUCAAGGUUACGGUUAGUCCUUCUCUGAUCCCCACACAGGCCACACGCAUCUUCCUUCAACUCCUGCCCUAGUGGAGUGUAAGUGUGUGAGUGUGCGUGUGCGUGUGUGAGAUCCUUCUAGGUGGUAUUUGUGUCUGUAUCCUUAUCUUAUCUUUGUAUUUGACACUCGGCAUGUUAUGAUCUUGUUGCUUCUUAUUUAAUGUGUCCGUUCGUUAGUUUGUCCGUCAGUCACUCCGUUAAGAUCUCGCAGAAUUGUCAGCCACGUUUCACUUCGUCUUUACGGUUGAACUAAAGAGACAAACGUAUAGUAAUGUGUUCCGUGUGUCAUGAAUCAAUAUUAACUGAGCCAAACUAAAUUAUUCUUAUUCCACAAAGGUCUGUUACGAAUUUGGUAUCCACAAAAUGCCACGAAAUCCAUAAAUUAAAAAUACACUUGACUCUAACAAAAAAACAAACGAAUAAUUACAUAUCCUAAACGUAAUUCCCGCGUAAUAGUUGUAAUUGAAUGAACGUCACAACGAUUUGAUUAAUUAACAUGUCGGGUGCAAUCAGCGAGUAUGAGGUGUGACUAAUAUGCGACAGGUGUAGCGGAACGAUGAGGUUCACGGUAAUGAUAAGAUGUAAUUAACGUGUGUCAGGUGUAGUCAGGGCGGCACGAUGUACGUAAUGUGUGUGUGUGUGUGUGUGUGUGUGUGUGUGUGUGUGUGUGUGUGUGUGUGUGUGUGUGUGUGCGUGCGUGCUGGGUGAAGGAGUGUUGCAGGGCGAUAUACUCUAUUCUAGCUGAGAGAGAGAGAGAGAGAGAGAGAGAGAGAGAGAGAGAGAGAGAGAUAGCACCACAGCAGGUAGGCCAAUGGUCACAGCCUGUCUUGUCACAACAAUACAAUGCUGUACCGUCAACUUCCAACCAUCGCCUCCCGUGCUUGGGGUUGACACUGUUAUACGUACGUUCUUCCUUAGCUCAGACAGUGUUCUUGAGCUCUUCUUACCUUAUGGUCUUCCCGUACUUUGGAACUGUCUGCAUUGAACGGUCUUCUCUUGCUGAAGUCCGGUGCUCUGUGCUGUAAAUUUUCGCGUGAAUUGCCUCUGGUUUGAAGUCUUCCACAAUUUAAAUGACCUCAUUUUCUCGUCGCCUAAUUUCACAUUCCCUUGCUUGGAAACUGUCUACGUUUUGAAUUGUAAAGCUGUGAGUUAUUGUGAUGGUCUUGUGGAGUAUUACGGACACUGAACACCUCCUGAAGACAGCGGAUAUUAAUGAAGAAAAGAAAAUGUCAGUUAAAAAUACUUUGGAAUUAUUCAUAUACGAAACAACCAUAACAUAUAACUAACACAAAGACCAUCUGUUACUAAAUACUCCCUGAAGACAAAAGAACUGGAGUCAAAUAUUUCCAAAAGUCACGAUAAACAACCUUAAUCACCUUCACACCUGUACCCUGAAACUGUUCUUUAAACACUGUCCUUGCAUUGGUCUUCGUUACAGCGUCCCUUAAUUACCUUCACGUGAACCUGUACCCUGAAAUUGUACUUUAAAAACUGUCUUUGCAUUGGUCUUCGUUAUAGCGUCCCUUGGCUGAGUAACGCAAGCACUCGACACUCAUUAGACAGUUGGCUGAAAGCUGAGUUACCACAGGAAUCUAUCGAGCGUUGCGUCGCCAGCUUUUUGUGUUGCAGUGUAGCCAUCGAGGAGAGAGGACGGAGGGAGGCGCCAAGAGAGGGGAGAGAAGACCGGAGGAAAAGUGUAAG